Molecule: messenger RNA, 238 nt
Organism: Ostrinia furnacalis (Asian corn borer)
Lineage: Eukaryota; Metazoa; Arthropoda; Insecta; Lepidoptera; Crambidae
Product: leucine-rich repeat serine/threonine-protein kinase 1-like
Exons: 2
Coding region: 44-238 (64 amino acids)
Source: RefSeq, a predicted model, not a curated record
CGCGGCGCUGACGUACAGCGCGCUGUGCCCCUCCACCGCCGUCAUGGUCAACUGGCGCGAGCUCAAGUGCCCGCUGCCCGCCAUCAGGAUGUCCUGGCUACGUGCAGCGGCUUUGCGCGUUAACAAGCGCCUGGGCAGCGAGGGCGGAGCCCUACUAGCCCUUACAAGAAUCGACCUGGCCAACAAUGAGCUAAGGACGCUGCCUGCUGAGCUGUUCACGCUCGUCAGUUUGAGGUGA